AUGAACAUAAGUAGUUUCUAUUCGGGUUAUGGUCUGUAUCGGUGCGAUCUGUCAAAGCCCUCAUCGAGUAGUAGCCAAAAGUGCGGACCUCUGAAGCCGUGUAAAGCGAAACCCCGUUUCUAUAUCUACCGACCCGUCGGUCUCGUCCAACACCACCCAAACCGUUGGCCGCAACAGCUGUUCGCACCCAUAAUGGGACAGAAAGUGAGCUCAAUUAAGUCGCCCAUCAAUCGGGACAACUCGUCGUCCAUUGUCUCGCGAACCAAAGACCUUCUGGACAGCGCCCGUCCGGCGAGACUGGAUCUGCUGCUGGAUAUGCCCGCAGCUAACUAUGAGACACAGUGUAAACACGGCUGGAGUGCCGACGACCGGUCGCUCAACAUAUUCGUCAAAGAGGACGACCCGACAACCUUUCACCGGCAUCCGGUCGCUCAGAGCACCGAUUGUAUUCGCGGUUGUGUCGGCUACACUCGCGGCAUGCACUUGUGGCAAAUGACCUGGAGCACUCGCCAACGGGGCACCCAUGCCGUGGUCGGUGUGGCCACCAGCGAAGCCAAUCUCCACACCAACGGCUAUCAGUCGCUGGUCGGCGCCAAUCAGGAGAGCUGGGGCUGGGAUUUGGGCCGCAAUAAGCUCUACCACGACCUGAAGAAUAGCCCGGGAGUGACCUAUCCGUCGGUGCUGUCCAACGACGAGUCGUUUGUAGUGCCCGACUCUUUCUACGUGGUGCUGGACAUGGAUGACGGCACCCUCUCAUUCGUGGUCGACGGCCAGUAUCUGGGCGUCGCCUUCCGCGGCCUUCGCGGCAAGAAGUUGUACCCAAUCGUGAGCUCAGUUUGGGGUCACUGCGAGAUCACCAUGAAAUACAUCGGAGGACUCGAUCCGGAACCGCUACCACUUAAAGACAUUUGUAGACUAGUUAUACGUCGAGAGGCAGGAAAGUCGAGAAUAUCGAAGUUGUCUGAAGAGCUGAGUCUUCCGAAAGCGAUCACCGAUUAUCUGCUCUAUCAGUGAAAUAAUGUCCUCUAAAUCUCGUCUAUAAAUAAGUGCCUCAUUAUUAUUAUAUCGGAUACGAAAAACACACAAAACAACUCAUUAUUUGCUACCUAUUAUUGCUAUAAUUCUGUAUUAAUAUUAUUGGAUAAACAAAUUUCUAUUACAUUUCCUUAAAAUCUAUCAUCUCUUCAACAAAAUAAAUACAAUUUA
Medioppia subpectinata is the source of this 1206-nucleotide messenger RNA. NCBI's taxonomy places the organism in Eukaryota, Metazoa, Arthropoda, Arachnida, Sarcoptiformes, Oppiidae. The record is from the annotation of a GenBank genome assembly.